AUGUCAAAUCUGCCAAAGCUGCAAUUGCGGCUCGUUAAACGCAGUCUGACGAUUGGCUUAGUGUACUUUGUACCUUCUCUACAACAACAAUCCUCUAAAUCUACCACCUCCAGACCUCAAAUCCCACAAUCCAUCAACAAACCACCCAGACCCGAGUCGAACGAUCCUAUUCUAAUCAGCGCAUGCCCCGUUGUCGCGCGCCGUUAUCCUGAUCAGCUGGGAAUCAACUUGUCACGUCAGUCUCCUCAUCGAGACUCGCCCACCACGGCGCUGUCGAAAUACAACAACCUCGACACUUCUGACGACCAGAUAUACCUCGCUCCUCCACCGUUCCAAUCUCUAAGAUCUGGAGCAUCAUCCUCAAGUCCUCCUUCUCAACGACCACCGCCCUUUUCCUCCCUCAACUUUCCUACCGACGCUGAACUCGAUCGCAUCAGAGCUACUAUUACAGGAACCGCCUGCGAUUCGCUUUUAGCAUCUGCGCCGGCGCCCUCCUUUGAGGAGGCUCUCGCCGAAGACGAGGUCGGGUCCAAGGCUGAGGCCGAGACAAAGGCUGCACUUCCUCCGGAUACCAAGGCGCAGUCUUCAAAAGCAGCGCCAGACGAAGGAGAGCCUCCACCACCUUACACCGAGGGUUCUAGUCCGCUAGAAUCAUUCAACUUCAUCAUGGCGGCUGCCGGCGGUGCUGCUAGCAUUAUCACACAAGUCCAGCAAUCACCUGGCCCUCCGAUCAACACACUUGGAGCAGGAGCAGGGGAAGCGGCGGCUGAUGAGCAUAUCACGUUGGACCUGAGGGGCACACGUUUCACUCUUUCGAGGGAGGAAUUGCUGACUCUACCUGAAUUCGUGCUCCUAUCUCUGUUCCCCAAUGGCCUUCUACCAGAUGGCCACAUGAACUCGUUUCAUGAUGGCGAUGUCUACCCUGUCGACGUACGUCUCUCGCAAAGCCCUCACGUUAUUUCUGUGCUGGGCAACCCUCAUAUUUAUAUUGGAGAUAUAACUUAUCUUUCACAGUAUGACCCUGCUUCCCUACAAUAUAUGUUACAUUUCUUCCGUGAAGUGGCACAAUCGAUCCCUUCACCAUCACCGUCACCAACAACACCGCCCGACAACGAUCCUUUAUCCAUCGAGCCGUUACAAGGAUCUACCAAGGAUAUGCUUCAAGACCGUGCAGGAAUCAUAGUUCUACGUGAAGAUCUCGACUUCUAUGUCAUUCCACCCCGUCCGGAUAUUGAAGCGAUGGAGAUGACCGAGGUCAAACGAGCAGCUGGAAGAUCCCUACUUAAGCAGAACGGUAUCUUUUCUGGCCUGAAGCGAAGCGAAGAAACAGGCACCACAGAGCAACAUCUGAUCGAAAUGUUGACUGCUGGCGGAUUUAAUCAUGACGAUGCUUGGGGCCAUCGAGCGGGAGAACCCAACAAAGCAGUCAUUUGCAGUUUAGCACUUGCCAGACUACGAACCGAUGUCAAAGGCGAGGGAGCCGGAAGCAAUGCUGUGGGCAUGGCGCAAAAACUGUUGCUGUUCUGGCGUAAACCAGCACGAAGAUGUUGGUGGGAAGGCGUCGAACUGGACGAUGUCGAAGGCGUUCCAGGCAGGGUGAAAGUAUGGAUUCGAAGAGUGUGGACUCUCGAAAUGAGCGUCAUUGGCUUGCGGUGA
This is a messenger RNA of Exophiala viscosa, 1656 nucleotides long. RefSeq lists its product as uncharacterized. Gene Ontology annotation, cellular component: nucleus. Gene Ontology annotation, molecular function: RNA binding. The coding region runs from base 1 to 1656 and encodes 551 amino acids. NCBI's taxonomy places the organism in Eukaryota, Fungi, Ascomycota, Eurotiomycetes, Chaetothyriales, Herpotrichiellaceae. The record is from RefSeq and is a predicted model, not a curated record. The transcript is spliced from 8 exons.